Phragmites australis (common reed) is the source of this 710-nucleotide messenger RNA. RefSeq names its product calcium-binding protein KIC-like. The record is from RefSeq and is a predicted model, not a curated record. Lineage: Eukaryota; Viridiplantae; Streptophyta; Magnoliopsida; Poales; Poaceae. The transcript has a single exon. Gene Ontology annotation, molecular function: calcium ion binding. The coding region runs from base 127 to 507 and encodes 126 amino acids.
UUUAUUCUCCCCUCCCAUCCGACUCUAUCAAUCAUCCGUUCCGCCUCUCGUGCUCGUCUCCACAUCAAGAACAAGAAACCACAGAGCUCAGAAGCAGCAGCCAGCAGCACACAUCGAAUCGAUCAAAUGGCGGCGCAGCAGCAGAGGCAGAUGCAGGCGGGGUCCGUGGACUUCGAGGACUACCUGCCGAUGAUGGCGGAGCGGCUGGGGGAGGAGGGCCUGAUGCAGGAGCUGGCGAGCGGGUUCCGCCUGCUCAUGGACCCGGCGCGCGGGCUCAUCACCUUCGACAGCCUGCGCCGCAACGCGCCGCUGCUGGGGCUGGGCGGCAUGUCCGACGACGACCUCCGCGGGAUGCUCGCCGAGGGGGACUUCGACGGCGACGGCGCGCUCAGCGAGAUGGAGUUCUGCGUGCUCAUGGUCCGGCUCAGCCCCGAGCUCAUGGACGAGCCGCGGAGGUGGCUGGACGACGCUGUCUCCCAGGCCUCGCAGUUCCUCUUCACCAGCUAGAGCCUAGGAGAUCAUCGAUUGGCGAUUCGAGAUGGAUAGGAUUUUUUUUAUCUUCUUUUCUUUUCUUCCUCUUCUUCCCGUUGUUCAUAGCAUCAGGAUUCAAGAAGGGACUGCUGAUUGGUCGAUGGAUUCCAUGUGUACUCCUCUGUUCCUUCUCGGUGGAUUCUGAAUUAAUCAACCCGCUUCUUCUUUUGACUACCACA